AGCUUCUCACUGUCAGAGACUUUCAUAGAAGCUCUAAGUAAGUCUAAGUUGCACGACCAGCACGGCCACGGACCUCUGUCGCGUGCUGUAACCUCCUCACAAAAUUAUUUUUCCGCGAUUCAUCCUUGAAGCCGCACCUUUAUCAUAUCGUAGUCGUUUUGUCUACUCCCCGUUUUUAACUUCUAGAACCUCCAAACCAAUCUAUCCAAGAUCGAUCAACAUGGCGCCUUCGGCUUCCGGCAAAAAGGGCAAGGUGCUGCCCAAUCACAUGCAGCUGAACACCGAAAAAACCAAGACCGUGUUGGUCCGCACCUCGGACCAGGAAUGGCUGACUACCUCCCUCUCUUCCGGCGUCGCCCGCCGGCUGAUCGAGCGGAAGGGAGGCGAUAUCGCCCGUGCCACCACGGUGGUGAAGUUUGGUCCGGACCAGACGUUCCCCCCGCACACGCACACCGGCGGGGAAGAAUUUAUUGUGCUGGACGGGCACUGGCGCGACAAGUACGGCGUGUUCCCGAAAUACACGUACAUUCGCAAUUUCAUUGGCAGUGAGCACGCGCCCUUUAUCGGCAGCGACGGUUGCAAAAUCAUGGUGAAGCUUUGCCAAAUGCACCCGACCGGGGGAAAGCCGGCGAAGGAGCCCGAGCACAAGGCGUGGACCGGACUAACCGCCGCGAAAGUGAAAGCGGAAGGGAAACAAGUAGCGGAAAUUGGGGGCGCUUGCGUUUAUCACGAGCUUGAGCUGUUCUCGAACGGUCUGGAGACCGUGAAAAUUAUGGUUUUGCCGAAGGGACAGACUUCGAUCCAUCUUCCCGUUCCGAAAAACGGCCAGGAGCUGUUCGUGGUGGAUGGGAAGAUGAAUUCUUCGCUCGGCGAGCACAACGUGGACUCCUGGGCCCGGUUGACGGAAGAGAAGUUGGGGAAGGGUGGAAAGUUGAAGGUGAACACGAGCGCGUCUCCCUGCGACGUGUACCUCUGGAGCAAAGAGGGACAUCUGAAAUCGAAGGAGAUCGACCUUGAACUUAUCCUGUGCAAAAGUAUCGUACUCGUAGUAAUCCGAGUUAUGCAUUACAAAUCUAGCUGGUUAGGCAAAUCCGCAUUACAUAAUGCUGCGCCAAUUUGUAUUGCGAUUUAUACUAGUACGAUACUUUUGCAGUUCAUAGAACUGGCGCGGAAGCAAGAGCUGGAGUGGAUUGAGGCGAGGAAGAAGUGUGCGGAGAUAUUCAAGAAAAAAAGUGUGUAAGUGUAACUUUUUUAUUGCAGGAGCAGCAUCACAGAUAUCUUUAUGCAUAUCAGAAAACCUGUCAUGCGUAGUUAGUACGCGAAAACACGUAUUGAAAUCGCCUCUGAUGCAUAUCCGGCAUGACAAGUGUAACUGUAUUGCAACAUCUGCAAGACAAAGUUACACUUACACAGUUUUUUCUUGCGAUAGGAGUGCUCGGACGUCCACUAUGGAGGGAAAAAGUCGAUGAAGAAGUCGUCGAUGAAGUAUGAGAUGAGAAGACAAUUCCCUAUCCCUUUCUCCCUCAUUUGUCAUGCUGAAUUUGCAAUUGUCAAUCCGCUGCUGCCUGCUUGUAGGAGUAAGUAAGUCGGCCUGAGGACAUGUAUAACAAGCUACAAUGCACUGCAUAAGCCUGACACUGCAUUUUUCCGUGUCUACUGGACGUGUCAUGUAAGAGCUACAGUUCUGUUUCUGUUUCUGCUGCUGCUCGUGCCACACAAAUGAGUGAGAGGUGGUGGAGAGCUUGUGCACUCUCACAUGAAGAAGAAGAGCUCGGCGACGAAGAUGAAGAUGAGCAUGAAGAGCGUGAAAAAAACGAUGAAGAAGAAGUAAUUGGGAAGAAGGACAAGGAGUGCUGUAUUUGUAUUCCGUUCUAGUAGCGACGCGGCAACUUUUUUGGAGCUUCAAUUUUCUAUAAUUGAUCAUUUCUUCCACGGUUCGCUCCGGCUACCGUGACGCACUUAAAUUUCUAUUAUUGAUUUCGGUUUGACGUCAGGUUGAGCACGUGAGGCGGAUUCUCAACCGUCACGCUUUUUCUGUAGAAUCAGAUUUCGACGGUUUACAUCUGACAUAGUGACCGCAGAAUUUGUGCCACCGAAUAAGUCGCCAAGAACUAUCCGCCAAGUAGCGCGUACUGACAAGUAGAAGUAUUCUUUUACAUUCUCAUCUAGUACGAUAGUAGCUUCGCACCGUGACUGUAAAUCUUCAUUGGAAGGAACGAAGUGAAAUUGUGAUUGAAUCACAAUUGCGCUUCGUUUCGUUCGGAUCUUCGCAAGCACUCGAAAACUCAAGUAAUGUUUGAGGCAUGAAUGACAUCAUGACAUUCGGAGUGCGAAGUGGAUGCUUCCGUUGUUGCUCUUCGGAAAAAAAAGGGUCAAAGACAAAAGAAGAACGCAACAGCCAUGAUCUCAAUGAGCACAGGAGGAGGU
Molecule: messenger RNA, 2427 nt
Organism: Amoebophrya sp. A120
Lineage: Eukaryota; Dinophyceae; Syndiniales; Amoebophryaceae
Source: the annotation of a GenBank genome assembly